Molecule: messenger RNA, 2333 nt
Organism: Phoenix dactylifera (date palm)
Lineage: Eukaryota; Viridiplantae; Streptophyta; Magnoliopsida; Arecales; Arecaceae
Product: protein S-acyltransferase 8-like
Biological process (GO): peptidyl-L-cysteine S-palmitoylation; protein targeting to membrane
Cellular component (GO): Golgi apparatus; endoplasmic reticulum
Molecular function (GO): protein-cysteine S-palmitoyltransferase activity
Source: RefSeq, a predicted model, not a curated record
AGAGAGAGAGAGAGAGAGGGUUUUCCAUUCUCUCUCAAAACCCCUGGGCCUGUUUUACAGCUCACUCUUCCUCAGCUCUUUGCUCUCGACAGCCUUCGAUCGAAAAUCGAAGAGAAGAAGGAAAAAGCCCAUUUCUUCUCUCUUUAUUUCAGAAGGAAGACCAAAAAGCGCUCCGAAAUUCGAUGUUUUAUCUCUUUUGCUGCUUUUUUUUUUCAUCGAUUUUGAGGCCCGUGUAGGAUGAGCGAGUUCUAUGUCUUCGUUUCCCUCGCGCCGUAGUCGCAGCGGAUUUGGUUCGUCAUGGCAAAACGAGUCUAUCAAGUUUGGAAGGGCAACAAUAAAUUCAUCUUUGAGGGAAGGUUGAUAUUUGGGCCUGAUGCUAGGUCACUAUUUAUCACUGUUUCACUCAUCAUUGUUCCUGUUAUAAUCUUUUGCGUAUUUGUUGCAAGACAUCUUCUCCACAGGUUUCCUGCAUACAAUGCAGGAUAUGCAGUCUUGGUAGUUGCAAUAGCCUUUACAAUCCAUAUUCUGUUGCUGCUGCUGGUUACUUCAGCUCGAGAUCCGGGUAUUGUACCACGUGCUUCACGUCCUUUUGAAGAAGAAUUCUCUUAUGAUACUUCAGAGGUUGGUGGGAGGCAUACACCCAAUCUACAAUUUCCACGCAUUAAAGAAGUAAUGGUUAAUGGUAUCCCUGUGAAAGUAAAAUAUUGUGAGACCUGUAUGGUCUAUCGUCCUCCCCGUUGUUCUCACUGCUCCGUCUGCAAUAAUUGUGUGGAACGCUUUGAUCACCACUGCCCCUGGGUGGGACAAUGCAUUGGACAGCGCAAUUACCGAUACUUUUUCCUGUUCGUUUCUUCCUCAACUCUUCUCUGCAUCUAUGUGUUUGCAAUGUCUGCAUUGUACAUCAAGUUUCUUAUGGAUGAGGACUAUCCUACAGUAUGGAAGGCAAUGAAAAAGUCUCCUGCAUCUGUGAUACUCAUGAUAUACUGCUUCAUUUCCCUGUGGUUUGUUGGUGGUCUCACUGGAUUUCAUUUAUAUCUUAUCGGCUCUAACCAGACAACCAAUGAGAAUUUCCGAUACAGAGCAGACAACAGGCCCAACGUUUAUGACCGGGGUUGCCUGAAUAAUUUCUUAGAAGUAUUCUGCUCAAAGAUAAAACCUUCUAGAAACAACUUUCGAGCCUAUGUACAGGAGGAAGCUGCAAGACCUGCCCGAAUCAGCCAUGCUAGGGAGGUAGAAGACGAACCAGCUGGUGGUCCACGUGCAAAAGUUGAAGAUGAUCUGGAGUUAGGUGGGGACCUAUUGAAGAUCUCGCAGCGUCGUAACUAUGAAGAGGUCAAUGAGGAGAUGGGUGGCAGAAACAGCAAUGGGAUGCACAGCGUUCUCCCAGAAUCUGAACUUGCGGCCAAUCCAAACACACAGGUUCCCGUUAUUAGAGGUGAAGUGAGGAACUCAAGCUGGGGUAGGAGAAGCGGGAAGUGGGAUAUCUCACCAGAGGUUCUGGCAAUCAGUUCUUCAGCCACUGAUGGUGGAGGGUCAUCACAAAAGGAUGCACAUUAGUCGAUCAUUGUGCCAUUUAUACUGUGAAAACCCAGGAUACUAUCAGAUGCUCAAAUCCUUUCAAAGGAAGAAAGGGGGAGAAAAAAAAUCAAAGGGAAAGAAAGAAAUGGCAGGAGGGCUUUUGCACUUGUGACUGGUCUUUCCGAUAUAACAAGCUCCAUUUGUUCUUGCAGUAGCACAUAUAUGUAUCGGUGUUUAGUUCAGUUGAAGAAGCGAAGGAAUUUGAAAGCCACAUGCUGUCCUCUUUUUCCAUCUUGCUGUUUAUGUUAUAGUUUGAUCUGUGGGUUAUCUGGAUUGUGGCAUAUUCUUUCUGUAAAGCAUUGUUGCAGGAUGUCCAGAUGUGAAAUCCAUAUUUUUUUUCCAAUUUUUUUUUCUGAAUUAAAGCAUAUGAUACUGGUGGUUUGUGGAUGCCCAGGAAUCUCAUUUGCUGGUGACGAUAUUCUUUGCCUCAUGGAUACAGGAUAUCUCAAAUUUGCAAGAUGCUGCCCUACCGUGUUGCAGAGGGGAAUGUGGAGUUUUUUUCCAACAAAUUGCUGCAGUAUUCUUCAAAGUAUUGAAACGUAUGAUGAGUUCGGUUCUCAUUUGCUGAAUGAAUAUCUGAACAAAUUCUAGGUAAUGUAGGAGCUAAUUGCGAGAAGUGUUGCUGCCUCUUUAUUGUUUCUUCCUACAUGCACUGUUGUGCAGACAACAAUUUUAUAUUCCCACAGUUUAUACGAAUCAGUCUGAAUUCUAGGAAAAUGAUUUGACUCUGGUGUGCCCAGCCAGGGGGACCUUUA